GGUACGCUCAUCUGCGAGUCGGUACUGAAACACGUAACAAAGGACGAGAGUUCCGCAAUGAAAGAAGGAUGUUGUGGUGCAGACCAGAAAGCUCCGAUAAGCUUAUUGGGGAGUACCUUGGCACUGGACCCAUAGUCAGAAACAAAAUGAUAAAAAACUGGGGUGUCAUUGGUGGGAUAGCUGCUGCGAUUGCAGCUGGAGUUUAUGUUUUGUGGGGCCCGAUAACUGACAGGAGGAAGAGAAAAGAGGUGAGUAUGGUUCCUGGUCUGUUGAACUUGGGCAACACCUGCUUCCUGAACUCUCUGCUUCAGGGUCUGGCAGCAUGCCCGUCCUUCAUCCGGUGGCUGGAGAAGUUCUGUAGUUCACCUGUGAUCCAAUCAUGUGAAGACAACCAGCUGUCCUCAACGCUACUUCAGCUUCUCAAAGCUCUCUCCAGUGAUGAGCCUGGGGAGGAAGAUGUGCUUGAUGCUGGAUGCCUCCUUGAUGUCCUCAGACUGUACCGGUGGCACAUCAGUUCUUUUGAAGAGCAGGAUGCACACGAGCUGUUUCAUGUCCUAACAUCUUCUCUGGAGGAGGAGCGGGAUCGACAACCCAAAGUCACUCACCUGUUUGACAUGCAGUCCCUUGAGAGUCUCCCUGAUCAAGAUUUGAAAACAAUGACCUGCAGAAGUCGAGCCCCUCUUCAUCCAAUACCAGGUUCAUGGAAGUUGCAGCAUCCUUUUCAUGGUCGAUUAACAAGCAACAUGUCAUGCAAGCGCUGCGAACAACAAAGUCCUGUGAGGUACGACUCAUUUGAGAGUCUUUCCCUGUCUAUCCCUAUACCUCAGUGGGGUCGCCCUAUCUCUCUAGAUCAUUGUCUCCAGCAUUUAAUCUCCUCAGAAACCAUCAAAGAGGUGGAGUGUGAAAACUGCACAAAGCUUCAACAAGGGACCACAGUAAACGGGCCAGUUCUGGAAAACCAGAGGACCACAUUUGUUAAACAGCUAAACUGGGAAAACUUCCCCAGUGCCGUCUGCAUCCAUUUACAAAGACUGCCGUGGUCCAGUGAAGGAACCCCCAUCAAAAGACAGGAGCAUGUGCAGUUCACAGAGCAUCUAUUGAUGGAUCGCUACAAACACAAUGCUUCCACACAGAAAAUUCAGACUCAAUGUGCUCCAAAGCCCGUGAACACAGAAACCUUGGACAAUUCCAAUGAAAAGCCCACAGCCAAUGGACUGGUGUUGUUGGUUGGGUUUUGUUUUACAGAUGCAGAGCAUUGCAACAACAACAAACCUUUUACGAAUGGAACUUGUUCGUCUGUACUCCUUCACUCGCCUGGUGUGAACCCACAGCUCGGCCUAACAUUUGACUACAGUUCUACAGAGUACCUCUUCAAGCUCACAGCUGUGCUGGUUCACCAUGGUGACAUGCACUCAGGACAUUUCGUAACAUACCGCCGCAGCCCAUCCUCGCCCCGCAGCUCCUCACCCUUCAGCUCUCAGUGGCUGUGGAUGUCAGACGACUCUGUACGGAAAGCUACCCUCCAUGAGGUGCUGUCCUCCAACGCUUACAUGCUCUUUUACGAGAGGGUGCGAAGACUGAACCUCCCUCUCUGCUCAGAGGAGUGACCGGAUGCUUAGGACCUCACAGCCUGGCUGACUUCUGCCUUUUCCAGUGACCGUGCAGUUACCAACAGGUGGACAGUCACUUCAUAACAAUGAGAACAAAGAGGAAAUCCAUCCUUGUGUUACUAUAUGGAUAAGUAUGUGUCAUUGAUCUCAGCAACAUGAUGAAAGUUGGAGUUGCAGCCUUUUGCCUCUUGCCACUGAUCCAGAGCUGACAGCUCUCAACCCAAAGAUGAUUGAUCAGCAGGAUUUUUACUCAGAUAUUUGUUUAUAGUUUAUCAUGAACAGUUUCUAUCAUGUACCAUUUUGGCUUUUGAGGAACAAAAAAACAGGAACACAGAAACACUGGCUCUAGAGCAAUGUUAAUUUUGUCAACGAAAAUGAUGAUAAGUAUUAGUUGACGUACUUAUUUUUCAUGACUUCAUGGAGGACAAUAAGAUAAAUGGUGAAUUAGCUGAAAAUGAUAGCUGUGGUGAAAUCUCAGUUCAUAAAACCCUGAUUGUAAAUGACCACACUAAACAGUAGUCUCUGUUGGGCGGACUAAGAAA
This is a messenger RNA of Notolabrus celidotus (New Zealand spotty), 2152 nucleotides long. It is a transcript of the gene usp30, whose product is annotated as ubiquitin specific peptidase 30. Gene Ontology annotation, molecular function: cysteine-type endopeptidase activity; cysteine-type deubiquitinase activity. NCBI's taxonomy places the organism in Eukaryota, Metazoa, Chordata, Actinopteri, Labriformes, Labridae. The record is from RefSeq and is a predicted model, not a curated record. Gene Ontology annotation, biological process: protein deubiquitination. Gene Ontology annotation, cellular component: nucleus; cytosol.